UUUUUUAUUAUUGAAUUAAAAAAACAAGCCAUCACGCUUUAAGCGGAUAUUUGACACGCAGGUUCUACCUUGAUAAUAUUUAUUGUAAAAUUCUGGUACUUUUAGCUUUUACAGUUAUCAAGUUACCGAGCGGCCACACUCUUUCCACGCGGUAGAAGUGCAAUUCGAAUCCAGGUGAAUUCGAACCAUUCGGUGGAUCCGUAUUUGUAGUAACAUCUUAAAACGAUGGAGUCUUACGAGGAGGACUGGUCCGGUUUUGAUCCGAUGGGCAAAGAUUUUUACGAAGAAAUGCAGAACAUGUAUACUAACGAGUCGGGGCAGAAUCUGAUCGAUGAGGCACCUGCUCCGUUAAAAGAUGAAAAGGUGGUGCGUGACCCCAAGCAGACGAAAUUUCCAUUUUUUAUGGUUCCGAAGAGCAGCCCCUAUGUGACGGAAAGAAUGCUGAUGAACUUCUUUGGACGCGCUGUCAUUCAGAAUUUGGAAUUCCGCAGAUCUUCAAACCUUUACUUUGUUUAUUUUCUUAAUAUUGGAUCCUUAGAGGCAGCUCGUCUUCGCGUGGAACGUUACCCAAAUCUUAUCAGAUGUAUAACUGGUCGGCACCAUAUGGAGCGAGAUGAACCUCUGAAAUGCACCAAACCAAUGAAAGAUCUGGCUCCAGCCUUCUCACCAACUGAACGUUCCCCUGUCAAUCUUGACUCUCGUGAGUUUCCCAUCUCGGCCGGCAGACAAAAACAUCCGGAGUUCUUUCGUACUCCGUUGGUCACAAAAGAUGAUUACCAUAAAGGAUCACUGUUAGCCGAAAAGGAUACAAUUCGGCGUUACCUCAGUGCUAAGUACGAGUUUGCCCUCGAGCGCCACAAUGUCUAUAAUUUGAAGAACGAAACAAGGAUAUCACAGGUCAUUCUACACUUUCGGUCCGGAAGAACCAUUCCAGUGUCAAUUGCUUCCGCAUCCGAGGAGGUUAAAGCCGAAAACCUAUUGGAAGAUGGAGUAACUAAAUGUGUUGCUUGCCAAAACUGGACGGAUACUUCGUGUAAGCUUUGCAAGAUGCCAUUUUGCAAUGCGUCAUGUCUAGCAGAUGUGGCUGACCAGCACAAGGAUUCUUGCGGCACGGGAAAGCUUCUUAAACUUGACGCGAAAGUUGGCCGAAAGUUCCCUAAGACCGGAUUGCCUCCUUCUGGAUCCAAAGUGAAGAUCACUGCUUUCGAGCAGACUAAUGUGGUCUAUGUUCGCUCGGCAGACAUUCAUGUGGAUAUCGCCUAUUACGCCAUUCUCACUGAAGUAAUGAUGCUGGGCAAAACGGCGCACAAGCUGCAGACUAAGCCGGUCUGUGGACAGAUUGUGCUCUAUAAGUUUGAGACAAAUAUCUCUCGCGCCAUGGUGCUCAAUGUGAAUGAUGACAAGGACAUUUAUGUGGUCUGCAUAGACUUUGGCAGCGUUGAAGUCACGGAAAUGAAAAAUCUGUACGACUGUAGCCCCUAUCUAGCAAGUCUGCCUUGCUAUCCCGUUGCUGUCCAAUUACGCGGAGUUCCAGGGCGUUUUGUUGGUCCCAGUAUUAGGGAAAUUAUAUAUGAAAUGGACCAGACUUUAGUUUUUGUUAUCAAAUACUCGACUCGAGAGUAUGACUUCAGCAAGGGUUUACAAAUCGUGGUCAUGACGGAGAACGAUUCACAUAGCAACUUGAACCAUUUUUUAAAGGCCAUAAUGACUCCUGUGGAGCCAUCUAUAUCCGAACUGGGCUAUAAGGAGGACUGUCUUCCCCAAGUCCCUUUGCCCGCAGGCAUGAACAUUGAUAUAGUUGUGAUGGACAACUCAUUCCUUAAGUACGGAUUUAUCUACUGUACUCCCCGGGAUCUCUCAUAUGAAGUCACCAAAAUGCAGCUGGACAUACAGAAGUAUGGCGAAAAGAUUGCAAAGUCAGAAACCUACGCUCCACCAAAAAAUGAGCUUUGUAUAGCUAAAUACGAGGGAAAAUGGUGUCGCGGUCUUUCCUUGGAAUUAGUUGGCGAUGGAUAUCCCAGCAUUUUGUUUAUAGAUUACGGGAACAUUGUGCCAACCCACGUCACUGACAUACGUCCGUAUCCGCCGCAGUUCAUCUUCCCUAUAUUAACUGCAGAACUGAUUUUAAUCGGUUUGCCAGUCGAGUUAACCGAUAAUCAGAUCGAUGGUCUAGAGAAGUAUUUUUCAGUGGGAACCCCCAUCACCUGCAGCGAGAUCAUUUACAGCAAGGAAGAAAAUAACUUUUCAGCUCGCUUUGACAAACUUCAGGACAUUUUAAAUUUAACACGAACUAACUGUCAUGAGAAGUAAAGUUCGCCAAUGAAAGGUAAAAUCAAAUGGGUUAUAUUCGUUACUCAUACAGAGGAUAAGAAAUCCACAGAAAAUGUUGACUAUUAAUUAUUUUGUAAUAUUUUUUUAAGUUUUCAUUCUCAUUUUUCUUGAAUAAACUAGCUGAAUGCUUUCCAGACUA
This is a messenger RNA of Drosophila eugracilis, 2470 nucleotides long. RefSeq names its product protein vreteno. Bases 226 to 2310 code for a protein of 694 amino acids. The record is from RefSeq and is a predicted model, not a curated record. NCBI's taxonomy places the organism in Eukaryota, Metazoa, Arthropoda, Insecta, Diptera, Drosophilidae. The transcript has 6 exons.